Messenger RNA from Cydia pomonella (codling moth), 2769 nucleotides. It is a transcript of the gene NGR-A27, whose product is annotated as neuropeptides capa receptor-like. Gene Ontology annotation, cellular component: plasma membrane. The transcript has 8 exons. The record is from RefSeq and is a predicted model, not a curated record. Gene Ontology annotation, biological process: neuropeptide signaling pathway. Bases 1 to 1389 code for a protein of 462 amino acids. Lineage: Eukaryota; Metazoa; Arthropoda; Insecta; Lepidoptera; Tortricidae. Gene Ontology annotation, molecular function: neuromedin U receptor activity.
AUGACUGAAUUUCUGCGUUUUAAUGAGACUUAUGAGGCUUUUGAGCAGCGAUGCACCAACGAGACUGUUUUCGACUGUACCGAAGAAGAGAUGUUAUGGUGGAUGAUAGGGCCUCGACGUCUUUCGCUGACAGUGUUGACACCGGUGACGGUUGUGUUGCUGCUUAUCUUCGCGACGGGAGUGGCGGGGAACGUGGCGGUGUGUGUGGUGAUCGUGCGGCACCCGGCCAUGCACACAGCCACCAACUACUACCUGUUCAGCUUGGCCCUCAGCGACCUGCUGUUGCUGCUAUUCGGUCUCCCCAACGACUUACUGGUGUGCUGGCACCAGUACCCCUACUUCCUGGGCAUCGUGUUCUGCAAGCUACGGGCCCUCAUCUCAGAAGCAGCCUCCUACGUAUCGGUGCUGACGAUAGUCGCCUUUUCCCUCGAGCGUUACCUGGCUAUCUGUCACCCCCUGCACCUGUACACCAUGGCCGGGCUACGGCGCGCGCUGCGGAUCGUGGCCGCCAUAUGGGCGCUGGCGAUGGUCGCCGCCGUCCCCGUGGCUACGUACACUAGCAUACACUACUUGGACUAUCCACCAGGUUCCGGGAACCUAUCCAAAGAGUCAGCGUUCUGUGCGAUGCUGACAAUGCCCUCCUGGUACUUGUGUGAGCUGAGCAGUCUUCUCUUCUUCAUCCUACCGGCCUUCAUCAUCCUGGGGCUGUAUGUGCGGAUGGGGCUUCGCAUUAGGUACGUCAUGGGAUCGUCAUGUACCAACGCCGGCAGCCCCGGCACGCUCAACGGCGUUAAUGGCAGCGUGCAUGGCGAAGCCAGGCAAGCGCAGUCCAGAAAGACUAUCAUUAGGAUGCUAGCCGCUGUAGUGGUAGCGUUCUUCGUGUGCUGGGCUCCCUUCCACUUCCAACGGCUUUUCUACAUCUACGGGAAAGCCACCCCUCACUUCUCGACCAUCAACGAGUACCUAUUCUUCGUGGCUGGCGGACUGUACUACGUGUCGGCCACUGUCAACCCUAUACUCUAUAAUGUCAUGAGCCAUAGGUACAGGAUAGCGUUCAAAGAAACGCUCUGCUUCGGCCGUGCGCGACGCAAGAGCAAGUACUACCGAGAACAUUCCAGCAUCCGAGAGACCACCGUGAACCACACCUCUGACGGAUCUCACCUCGUCAGAGUCCGAUCGCAAAGCCGGGACAGGAGAAACCGCAUCAGCAACAAAGUCUUCCGGCGUUCCAGCUACACAGAGACCUCGUCCACCGACAGAUGGAAGGUCAACUACUUCAAGACCAAGGACUCCUGUCUUCUGAACAGCGCUGACUCCUCUCCUUAUAACAGCAAGGAGACUAGGCAACUAGUCAACGAUGUUAAGAAAAACAGUGACGUCAGUUUUUAAAAGACAUGCUGUAUGUUUUGAAAGGUGCAGGUUAACAAUGUAAAACUUGUAACAAUCUGGUUCUUUAAAAAAAGUUUAUCACUUUCAGUGCCAAGCGCCCCAUUAUACCUAAGGGCGUCCUAGCUGUCGCGGUUACACGUAGCAGGUGAGCGGGUUAACGAAAAGUGCUAAGAGUCAUUCCACACUAGCUAGCAUCUCCCGAGCAUCGGCGUCUAGCUAGUAGGGCUGCCAGUACAUACAUAAAUCUUGAUUAUACAGUCCAACGCCAAAGUUUAUACGAAAUUCGAUUGCAUUAGAUGGAAAAGUUUAUAUCCGAUUUUUUAUUACUUACUUCAAUCUCUAAAAUCUCUUAAUAUGUAGCGCCAAAACACAGCACAAAAAAGUAAAUAUUUGACGACCGGUCUGGCCUCGUGGGUAGUGACCCUGCCUAUGAAGCCGAUGCUCCCGGGUUCAAAUCCUGGUAAGGGCAUUUAUUCGUGUGAAUAGCAUGGAUAUUUGGUCCUGAGUCAUGGGUGUUUUCUAUGUAUUUAAGUAUUUAUCAAUAUUUAUAUAUUAUAUAUAUCGUUGUCUAAGUACCCUCAACACAAGCCUUAUUGAGCUUACUGUGGGACUUAGUCAAUUUAUGUAAUAAUGUCCUAUAAUAUUUAUUUAUUUAUUUAUUUAUGUACAUCUCACAGAUUAACAAACACCAACAAAUAUGGAACACCAAACCGAUAAAAUGGUCAGAGGGCCUACUGCGAACCACGUUCGAUGACAGGGAUGUCACACGUACGAAUUUACAAGUGCGACACAGAAGCAACACGUCGAACGUGGUUCGCGGUAAUCGCAGUAGGCCCUGCGACAAAAACCACUCAAACCGUCACCGUGUCAUAUUAUGAAGUUGGCCAUCCGUCUCUGUUAAUCCCGUGCUGAAAUAAAAAGGCGAAAUAACCAUUCGUAUUUUUUCGUAUGCAAUUAGCCAGAUUAUACGAAAUUAGAUCGAAUUAUACGAUCUGGCAGCCCUAGCUAGCGUCGAGUCAACUCUAUGGCUGCUGAUCGACGCAACGUUGGCGCUACUGCGCAGCGACGCCAUUUUCCAUUGCGCGCUGACUAGACGCCCCGACACUCAAAAUACGCUAGUGUGGGUGGCCUGGGGGCCUACCGUAAAAAUCGAAAUUCGCAAAUUGCGGGGAUCUUUCUCUUUUACUCUCACUAAGACGUAAUUAGAGUGACAGAGAAAAAUGCCCGCAAUUGACGAACUUUGAUUUUCGCGGUUGUAGCCCUGGUGCGGACGCGUGCGGUGCGACGGAUAUUAACUUAAGUACCUACAAUGGCACCCACGCCAGCUAGCGGGCGCCCUUAAAUGAACGAUGAAUACACCUAGCGUGUUCUUGGCAGUAC